AUGAUGGAAGAGAGUGGAAUAGAGACAACUCCACCUGGCACGCCCCCACCAAGCACAGCAGGGGCUGCUGCUGCUGCUACACCUGUCUCAUUAGCUUUGUCCAGUCCCCUUGCUACACCAAGCAUGUCAUCUUCUCCCGCAUACUCACCACCUUUGCCAGCUGGAGUGUCUCCACUUCCUGCUCCUAUGAUGACUUCAGCUUCUCUUCCACUCGUGCCUUCUGCAACGGUUUCUACUAUUGCUCCACCUCUAACUCCUGCCCCACCCCCUGUUGCCCCUUCAUCUUUUAAUACCUCCAUGUCCCAGUUCUCUACACCACCUCCAUUAAGCUCUACUACUGGCCCUGGUCUUCCUGCACCUCCCACUGGUCCCCCCAUUUCAGGAUUUUCCAUGUCUUCAACCUAUGACAUUACCAGAGGUCAUGCUGGUCGAGCACCACAGAGCCCACUGAUGCCAUCGUUUUCUGCACCUCCGGUCACAGGUGUUUUGGCAGAUCCUAUUACUCAACAGGCAACUUUCUCAUCACCUUUGGCUCCUGGAACUGGUUCUGCAAUCACUUUUCCUGAGGAGCGUGAAGACCCCAGAGUAGUUACUGCCCAAGGUGGAACACCUGCUGGAGGACUGUGGGGGUUUAUAAAGGGUGUAGCUGAGAAUCCCAUGGUGAAGUCUGUUCUUGAUAAAACCAAACAUUCAGUGGAGACCAUGAUCACAACGCUGGAUCCUGGCAUGGUUCCAUAUAUCAAAACUGGGGGAGAACUGGACAUAGUGGUUACUUCUAACAAAGAGGUAAAAGUUGCAGCAAUUCGAGAUGCCUUUCAAGAAGUCUUUGGAAUGGCUGUUGUUACUGGAGAGGCUGCACCGUCUAACAUUGCACCCCAACCUGUGGGCUAUGCUGCAGGUUUAAAAGGAGCCCAAGAAAGGAUAGACAGCUUGCGUCGGACAGGAGUAAUACAUGAAAAACAGCCUGCUGUAUCAGUAGAAAACUUCAUUGAGGAAUUGCUUCCUGACAAGAAACAAAACUACUCAUUUCAAACUCUUUCAAUAAUCACUUCUCAAAAUGUUACACAGGCUAAGAAUCUCACUCCUCAGGACUACAAUCUGAGAUGGUCAGGCCUGUUGGUGACCGUGGGCGAAGUGCUUGAGAAGAGUAUACUGAAUGUCAACAGGACUGAUUGGCACAUGGUAUUCACUGGCAUGUCCCGUCGACAGAUGAUCUACAGUGCAGCUAAGGCUCUAGCGGGAAUGUACAAACAGCAGUUACCACCCAGGACCAUUUGAAAGAAGGCUGAUCCACAACACUAAGG
Nipponia nippon (crested ibis) is the source of this 1304-nucleotide messenger RNA. Lineage: Eukaryota; Metazoa; Chordata; Aves; Pelecaniformes; Threskiornithidae. The record is from RefSeq and is a predicted model, not a curated record.